GUGGUUUUCAAUCCAGGAAAGCAUCAGCAUCCUUUACCUCAAGGCUUCUGCACCGACAACAAAUAGGCAAGACAAACUCAGGAGAUUUGUCAAACUGAAACCAUGCUCUCCACUCUACAUAAAAGCAUCAAAGCAGGGCAGGCUGUCAGAGGACUGCACAAGUCAGCAGUGGGAGUCCUGAAGCGCCCGGCGGCCGAGGACACAGUCACGUCCAGUUUUGGAAAGUUCAUCAGUGAAAUCAAGCCCCAGCAUCUGUCCCCUAUCGUGCUCCACCGCAGUAAAAGGAUGGUGCUGGACAGCAUCGGAGUGGGUUUGAUCGGAAGCACAACAGAGGUGUUUGAACUGGCUCUGCAGCACUGCCAGCACAUGUACGCUCCUGAUAACAUCAGCUUUGUGUAUGGACGCAGGGGCACCAAGUUAUCCCCAACAUUGGCUUCAUUUGUUAAUGGAGUUGCGACGCACUCCAUGGACUUUGAUGACACCUGGCACCCGGCAACUCACCCCUCCGGAGCUGUCCUCCCUGCUGUGCUGGCCCUCAGUGACAUGAUCCCAGCUCACAGGAAACCUAGUGGACUGGACUUCCUCCUUGCCUUCAAUGUGGGGGUCGAGAUCCAAGGUCGUCUGAUGAGGUUCUCCAAUGAAGCUCACAACAUUCCUAAGAGGUUUCACCCUCCCAGUGUUGUGGGUACCAUGGGGAGUGCUGCAGCCUGUGCCCAUCUUUUGUCGCUGGAUCCCUCUCAGUGCAGUCACGCCCUAGCUAUAGCUGCUUCCCUUGCUGGCGCCCCGAUGGCUAAUGCCGCCACUCAGUCUAAACCCCUUCACAUUGGCAACGCUUCUCGCUUAGGGCUUGAAGCUGCUUUGCUGGCCUCCAGAGGCCUUGAGGCCAGUCCUUUAGUUCUGGAUGCUGUUGAGGGGGUGGCAGGCUUUAGUGCUUUUUAUGAAGAUUAUGUCCCGCAGACUCUGGAGUCGCCCAGUGAUAAUGGCCAUGUGUUCCUGCUGGAAGAGCAGGACAUGGGCUUCAAGCGUUUCCCUGCACAUUUGGGGAUGCACUGGGUGGCUGACGCUGCAGCCUCAGUCCAUAAGCUUCUUGUUGGAGUCAAACCUGGGAAGGUCUCCCCAUCCCAGGUCCAAGACAUCCUUCUUAGAAUCCCCAAAUCCAAAUACAUCAACAGACCUUUUCCUGAGUCUGAGCAUGAGGCACGUCACUCUUUUCAGUUCAGUGCCUGCUGUGCCCUUCUGGACGGAGAGGUGACCGUGCAGAGUUUCAGCGAAGCCGCAAUGAACCGUCCAGAGCUGCUGGCCCUGCUUAGCCGCGUUCGCCUGGAGCAUCCACAAGACAACCCCGCCAACUUCAACCUCAUGUACGGGGAAGUCCAGGUCACACUCACCGGGGGCGACAUCCUGAGGGGCCGCUGUGACACGUUCUAUGGUCACUGGCGCAAUCCGCUGACCAAUGAGAGCUUGAGAAAGAAGUUCCGAUACAAUGCCGGGGCGGUGCUGCCGUCAGACAGGGUGGAGCAGCUGAUUGAGGCAGUCGAGGACCUGGACAGACAAGAAAACUGCAGGGCCCUCCUGUCACAACUGCAAUAAAAACUAGCAUGUGAACAAGCAUUACCAAAGCCAAACUUUACUGAUGUAAAUACAGAGAAGGGGGUGGAAAAUGUUUAUUGUCAAAGCUGUGUUGCUGUUAGAAGGAUGGAACCAAUGCAACGCUAGAAUUUUUUAAUCAAAUCUGUAUUAAUGUGCAAUUACAAAGAUUUAUAGAUAUAUUUCUCACUAUAUAAACAACUGUAUUUUUUGUUGUUUGUUUUUUCUAUUGAAUUGCAUUUAAAUGUAAAAAGAAGGGGCUAGGUGCAAACUACUGUUUUGUAUUGUCUAUUUUGUUACUUAAAUUAUACUCAUAUAUUAUGUUAUCCAUAUGAAGAUGUAUAUUUUGACGGAUUUAUGGGACCAUUUUAGCACUGGUGGUAAAUAAAAAGAUCCCAAAUACAAA
This is a messenger RNA of Oryzias latipes (Japanese medaka), 1993 nucleotides long. RefSeq names its product immunoresponsive gene 1, like (gene irg1l). NCBI's taxonomy places the organism in Eukaryota, Metazoa, Chordata, Actinopteri, Beloniformes, Adrianichthyidae. The record is from RefSeq and is a predicted model, not a curated record. Gene Ontology annotation, molecular function: aconitate decarboxylase activity. Gene Ontology annotation, biological process: defense response. Gene Ontology annotation, cellular component: mitochondrion.